GCCUGCGCAGUGGUGGCGGGCGGGGAAUUUGGAGUGGCGGCGGCGAUGCGUGAGGUGUUGCGCGGCCGCUCGGGCAACAGGCCGGCACCGGGCGGCCAGCCCGGCCCUGCCGCCUCUAUGGCGCGGCCUUGGGCGCACACCCGAGCCGCGCUGGAGAGGCUGGAGAGGGCGCUGAGCUGCUCCCGCUGUGCUGGCGUGUUGCGGGAGCCCGUGUCCCUGGGGGGCUGCGAGCACGUCUUCUGCCUAUCUUGCAUGGGCGACCAUGUUGGCAAAGGGUGCCCGGUGUGCCACGUGCCAGCCUGGGUGCAAGACAUGCAGAUAAACCGUCAACUGGAUGACAUGGUCCAGCUCUGCGGCAAACUGCGGCAUCUCCUGGAUGCAGGCACCUCAGAUUCAAUGGAAUCUACGCCUACACCAAUGUGCUCAGAUUUCGGAGAAAACAGUAAGAAGGGACAAAUCAAAAUGUGGUUCAGCCCGAGAAGUAGGAAGAUUCGAUGCAUCGUGAACAAGAAUCAGCCAAAGACUAACAGUAAUGACCUUUGUCAAGACCCAUCUUCAGUUUAUCAUUUCUUUCCUUCCCCUGUUCAUGAAAAGCCCUCCAAACCAACAAAAAAACCAACUCAGAGGCAGAGUAAGAAGAUGAAGAAAAAACGUCUAGCAGACAUCAACAAAGCGUGGGGUUUAGAGAAGCCUGAGCAAAAAGAAGGGGUUGAGGAGAAGGCUUCCAAGGAAAAGUGUGUGACCAUUUGCAAUGAGCCUGUUGUCCUGUGCACUCCAGAGCAACAUAGCCCCAAAGAGACACUUCCACAGGAAUCUAUACAGGAAGUUGACUCCACCAAAAACUUGGUAGAAGUGGAAGUAUCUCCAGAGGUGAAAUCCUCACAGGAGGAAGAUAACAAUAAGGCUGUCUGUCCUGUACAAGUCAGCAAGGAAACAAACUGUGCUGCAGAGAAAUCGCCAUCAAUAGAAAGCAAAGCAAUGCAUUUGAAACGUGGAAGGGAGCAAUCAAAACUCCCAGGUACUUCUCAGACGAAAAGACGAAGAAGUGAGGGGAGCCUUAACAGGAAUUCAGACAGCCAGACUUCUUGCUCAGAGGACUUGUCUCAGGAUUGCCCUAUCCCCCAAGUGACCGAACCCAGGACACCUGUUCAGGUCUGUGGCAGUGCAAUGAAGACGAGAAGCUCUGCAGCAAGUAGUCCUUUACUUCCAAAAUCUCCCUCUACUCCAUCUACUUUCAAGGCUUGUGAUCAAGUAGGAAUACCACAGAGUCCUUCUGUGUUCAAGUCCCCUGGUAGUAACCCAAUUGCCAGAAGAAAUUACAAAGGGGAGACUUUGCUCCAUAUUGCUUCCAUCAAGGGUGACUUAGCAGCUGUUGAAGAGCUGCUGAAAAAUGGGGCAGAUCCCAAUGUUAAGGACAAUGCUGGCUGGACACCACUGCAUGAGGCAUGUAACCAUGGGCACCAAGAGGUGGUGGAGCUGUUGUUACAACACAAAGCACUGGUGAAUUCUACAGGCUAUCAGAACGAUUCGCCCCUUCACGACGCUGCCAAGAAUGGGCACGUGAGCAUUGUUGAGCUGCUGCUUCUGCAUGGUGCCUCCCGUGAUGCAGUACCUAAUGUGAAUGGCGCUCAGUUUCAUCUCACAAUAUGGAGCAAAAGUUUUAAUCCUCAACAACAUGGAGGGUUUCUCUUGCUCUUCAACUUGACUGCAGACAGAUUUGAUAAUAUAUUUGGUCUGCGGCCUGUGGACUAUGCAGAGAGUGAAAAGAUGAAGUCUGUGCUAAUGUUACCAGUCAAGAAUGAAUCAUUUUCAUUUAGCCAGCCUUCUGAGAGCCCAAGCCAGCCUAGAGACGGACCUCUUGGUAUCCUGGGGAGCGGUCUUAGUUCAAAACAACAGAAGUUGCUGAACAAGCUAGCAACAGUUCUGAAGGCUCGAAGGUGUACUGAAUUUAACAGCACAGUAACCCACGUUGUUGUUCCUGAUGUUCCAAUGCCAAGUACUGUUAAAUGUAUGAUGGCUGUUCUGUCUGGAUGUUGGGUCCUGAAGUUUGAGUGGGUACAAGCCUGUCUACAAAGUACAGUUCGAGAACAAGAAGAGAAGUAUGAAAUCCAAGGUGGCCCACAAAGAGGCCGUCUCAACAGAGAACAGCUGCUGCCUAAGCUGUUUGAUGGAUGCUACUUCUAUUUUUUGGGAUCUUUCAAUAGUCACCAGAAGAGCGAUCUUGUGGAGCUGGUCAAAGCAGGAGGAGGGCAAAUCCUGGUUAGGCAGCCAAAACCAGACAGCGACGUGACGCAGACGAUCAACACGGUGGCAUACCAUGCAGAAUCGACUUCUGACCAGAGAUUUUGCACUCAGUAUGUCAUCUAUGAUGCAUCUUCUAAAUUCAAACCGGAGAAAAUUCGUCAAGGCAAAGUCUGGUUUGCUCCCUCCAGUUGGAUCGUAGACUGCAUAAUGUCAUUUCAGCUGCUGCCUGUAAAGUGAACAUCCCUGUCUUGCUACUAAGACCUUUUUAAAAGUGGUGAAUCUUGAGCACCUGAAAAACACUGGGCUAAAGCUAUGAUUUAUGUUUUGCACAUGGUAACUCAUUUACGUGGUCAAAGCUCCUCCGUUUUCCAAGAUCACUUUGAUAGGCUGGAAUAAAUGACCUGCCAAUGAAAUAGGGAAAAAAAGAUGCUGCAUUGAGAAGUUGUGCCUUGGAUUAUUUACUAAGCUUUAUUUUUUGCAUUUAACUUCACUGUAAUAAUCACUGACAUUUUAUAAGAUUUUGCAAAAUGAAAUCUUUUGAAUUUUGACUUACGUCAAACUGUAGUUGGUGAUAGAGCAUGACCCUGUUUCUUUUCUUUGGUGUGCUUUGACAAGGAUGUACUCUGUGCGUCACGACUUCCCAGCCAGGCCAGAAUUUGUAUUUAUAAAAAGAAAGUCAUAUGCCUGUAUAGACACCGAUCAGAUGAUGUGUGAUGCUCCUUGUAACUUAGAAUUGAAUGUUAUAGGAAAUUCUUGGCAUUGGAUAAGCCCUGUAGAAAUCGAAGCAGAACUAAUGGCCUGAAUUCAUUUGAAAGUAGUUUUGAAAGUGCAUCUGUGAAAAUCUUGUUCUAAAACUUUUUCGUAUCGACUCAUGCUUUAUGCACUUCCAUCCAUUUUCUCUCUUGUUUGUAUGUAACUUGAAUUCAAUGCUAUUUUCUGAAGGUUUUUAAAUGUCAGAGCCUUUAUUAAAUUAUGAUUAAAAAAUUAUGUACUUAAAUUGAUGGCUAUCGUGAUUAUGUGGAAAAAUAAUCAUAAAACAAUUAUGCCUUGCUUUGCACCAUUGUCUUUUAAAUGUACUUUGCUGCAUUGGAGCAGUACUUGAUUCUUGCAUACUUGUUGGGAUCAGCUUGUAAUUCCUUUCUCAAGUUGACCAUAAGUUAUUGUCAGAAUUUAGCUUCUUCCUUCUGUACUCUUAUGAGCUGUAAGCAUUACAUGGUAUGUUUUGCCUUUUGUGAGUUCAUAACUUAAUGAUGUUAUCUUUGCCAUGAUGUGCAAUGAGAAUGAUGGUUGGGGGGGGGGGGAAUAAUGUUUGUGCUUGGUGUUUGUAUUGCUUGUAAUAAAACUUAGUGUCAG
Gallus gallus (chicken) is the source of this 3597-nucleotide messenger RNA. RefSeq names its product BRCA1 associated RING domain 1 (gene BARD1). Gene Ontology annotation, molecular function: protein binding. NCBI's taxonomy places the organism in Eukaryota, Metazoa, Chordata, Aves, Galliformes, Phasianidae. Bases 46 to 2481 code for a protein of 811 amino acids. The record is from RefSeq and is a predicted model, not a curated record. The transcript has 12 exons.